This is a messenger RNA of Musca domestica (house fly), 2169 nucleotides long. RefSeq names its product homeobox protein goosecoid-like. The record is from RefSeq and is a predicted model, not a curated record. The transcript is spliced from 2 exons. Gene Ontology annotation, biological process: regulation of transcription by RNA polymerase II. Gene Ontology annotation, molecular function: DNA-binding transcription factor activity, RNA polymerase II-specific; RNA polymerase II transcription regulatory region sequence-specific DNA binding. Lineage: Eukaryota; Metazoa; Arthropoda; Insecta; Diptera; Muscidae. The coding region runs from base 594 to 2087 and encodes 497 amino acids.
UUUAGUAUAGUUUAGUAUUGCGACGACAAUUAACUUAAUUAACUUAAUUGUGUAUUUUGCUAAUUGUUAAUUCAAUUAGUUGAAGAACCCACAAAUAAGACAAAAUAUACACAAAAAACGGUACGAUACGAUACGGCACGUUCGGGAUUCGAUAAUAAAAAAGAACGGUUAAAGGUCUUUGAUUUUUUAAUUCAAUCGAAUAAAAAAAGAAAACGAAGAAAAUAAAUGUUCAAAUAUCGACACUAAAUUAAAUUGCCGACCAUAGACAACAAGGAAAAAAAUUAGUAGCCCUGGCUGAUUAACCUCGACGGAAUUUAACAAAAGUGUGAAAAUAAAAUUGUGGUGAAAUUAGAAAAGACGGCCGCCAAAAAGGAAAUCUGCAGGCGUGUGUGUGUGUGAUUGUGUCAUUCUCAAUAGCAAAGAACAACGUAGCCAGUUGACAAUUUUCUUAAUUAAUUGAUACAUAAUUAAGUUAUUUUCCCCCCAAUGCUAAUUUGUUGAUUAGCACGUCGCUGUGGUCCAAGAUUGAUUUAUUUUAAUAGCGUAAGGCAUUUAAGUUGAUAGCCGCAACACAAACAACAACAACAGCAAUUAUGCUUAAUUAUCAACAGCAUCAAAUGUCCACACUUGUGGCCACAAUGGCUGGCGAUAAUGGCAGCUCGGCGACGGCAGACGCGGCCACAACUUCUUCUGGUGCAACUCAACCUUUUUAUUCUGCAACGUCACUGCAUCAACGGCAACAACUGGAGCAACAACAGUCACAUCAAACAUCAUCAACCUCAUCGCCAAUGGCCACCACCUGUUCCUUGGCCACGUCAACUUCGCUACAGUCCAAUAAUAACAAUUACAUUAACACAUCGCAGUUAUCAACAGGUUUGGCAAUGGCGACGGGACCUGCAGGCCUUAACUCAACAACACCCACAACCAGUUCCUCCUCCUCAUCCGGAUCCAUGACCCUGCCAUCACCUGCAGCUGCAUCAAUCUAUCACCAGCCACAAUUAUGCAACAGCAAACCAUUGUCGUCGCCAUCGGCCUCAUUAUCGGCAAAACUUUCAAAUUCUCUGACAUUGACCGCCUCGCCGACGGCAGCGAUUUGUUCACCCUUCCUCUUCGACAAGGGCUCGGAUAAUGUGAAACGUUUCUCUGUUAACAAUUUGCUGGACAUGGCCGCCGUCCAGGACAGUCCGCAUCACCAUCAUCAUCACAAUCUUAUUACGAAUAAACUGCAAAUGCAUCAUCAACAACUCCACCUUGAAUUGCAACAGCACCAGCAGCAACAAAAUCAACAACUGUCCAUCAUUUCGUCAUCGCCUGGGGAUAAUUUAGAUGACACUUUUCAUAAUGACUUUGGUUCAACAUCAUCGCUCACAAAUGACAUUAUAGCCGAUCACCAGCAGCAGCAUCAUGCCCACCAUCCACAUCAUCAUCAUCUCCAGCUCCAUCAGCAACACCAACAGCAGCAACAGCAUCAUCAUGAAAUAUCGACGUCACCACACAAUGGCCGCAAGCCACGACGUAAUCGAACUACAUUCUCAUCCGGACAAUUAACAGCCCUCGAAAAGGUAUUCGAACGAACACACUACCCCGAUGCAUUUGUGCGUGAAGAAUUGGCCACCAAGGUGGGUCUGAGCGAGGCUCGUGUUCAGGUAUGGUUCCAAAAUCGUCGUGCCAAAUUUCGUCGCAAUGAACGCAGUUCGACCACAGGAAGACCUUUGAUAACAACCACACCACAGCCCGUACCGCCCAUAACAACGGCCCACAAGUUCUCACCCGAAAAAGGAGCUGUUCUGCUGCAACAGCAAAUGAAUUUGGCCCAUCCGCAUCACCACCACCAUCAUCAUCAUGCUGCUGCUGCAGCGGCAGCAUAUUCACUGAGCUUUCCAUCUGCCCUGGGAAUGUAUGCAUCGUCGAAGAACUAUGUGAACAGUUCGUACAACACCUUUGCAACGGCAAGCGCAAAUACUGCGGCCGAUGGCUUAACAGGUCCUUGUGGAUUUUUUCCCACCUCCAACUAUUGUGGGCCAAAUUAUCAACCGAAUUAUUCGUCGUUGCGUUACAAAACAGCUCAAGGAUUUUCGGCUCUAUAACCAAAGGAAUCGUGUGGCGUGCGGAGUGUUAAUGUGAGAGUGAAGAGAGAAUAUAAAGAGAAUUCUUAAAUUUUAAGUGCAA